Molecule: messenger RNA, 1066 nt
Organism: Moneuplotes crassus
Lineage: Eukaryota; Ciliophora; Spirotrichea; Euplotida; Euplotidae
Source: the annotation of a GenBank genome assembly
AAAAAGUGUAAAAAUGUCAAAUAUGCAAUACAGAAACACUGGUGCUGCAAGGCAAGACGCCCGCCACAGAUCAGUAAAACUUGAUAGUCUAUUGGCUCAGAAAUAAAUGGAUAGAGACUGUGUUCAACAAAUGUAAAAUGUUCCUGCACAAGAUGGGACAGGAAGCUAAGGCUGACCAAAUUCUUCAGAAACCUUAUAAUAUUAUUGGCCAGACAAUCUCGAAAAUUUAUAAGGAAGAUGGGAAAUUUUUGAUGAAGUGGAUUACCGAUGAGUACUCACUAGAUGUUAACGGUGGUAACAGGAAGGACAAAAGCGAUAUUAAUAUUACUAGCUGUAAGGAGAAAUUUAAGAUCCUUCUUUCCCUUGAUAUUUGGAUCGAGAAAUUAGCUCAAUGGCAAUCCAGUGGAUACAAACUAGAGAUGCCUAAGAGAGAAGAAGUUGACUCCCUCAGAUGGGACAUGAUACUUAGAGAAAAACUUAAGGAAGCCUUAAGGUCAAGAGGAGCUCCCUCAGCACCACCAGAAAACAAGACAUCUAACCAACCAUCGGGAGCACAAGAUGAAAUGUAUCUGAGGGCACAAGAACAGAGAAAAAGGAAACAACUGAAGCAGAAAUAAGUAUAAUGAAUCUCAUCUUGAGAUCCGAAACGAAAGUAUUAUUUCAACUGAAAAGACCAGUGAUAUUUCUUCUCUUGUCCGAAUUCAAAGGCCUCCAGUUGCAAAACCCAAGGUAGAUAUGGAAGAGCUGUUUAAAAAGAUAGAAGGGUUGAAGAAGAAAAUUAAAGAAAGUAUUGAAGACCCUUCCAACAAGAAUAUAAUCCACCUUAAUUCACUUGAUAGCAACAGGAUCUGAGUGACCCAAUGAAUAAGUUUUAUUGAAGAGCACAACUCGCGUGCGCCUCAGAUUAUUCAGAAUUGAUUGAAUAAUGUCCAAAAGCAUGGGAAGAACAACCCAAAGUAUACUCCUAUCAAACAAGAGAUUUAUAAGACACAGAUUCCUCUGAAGAGACAUCCCCAAUAGAAGGGAGCUUGUAACCUUAAUUAAUUCUGAAACAGUUUGAUAAUUC